Molecule: messenger RNA, 2136 nt
Organism: Thrips palmi
Lineage: Eukaryota; Metazoa; Arthropoda; Insecta; Thysanoptera; Thripidae
Exons: 5
Coding region: 375-1760 (461 amino acids)
Molecular function (GO): protein binding
Source: RefSeq, a predicted model, not a curated record
GGUGGGGGCAGCAGGUUGCUGGCCAAGCAGUUUCCUUAUCGAGGCUCGGGGCUCGCGCCCUCGCGCCCCUCCAGUGUGUACGGUUACAGCUUUGCAAGCGGCUGGUGGGCGGGGGACACCUCCCGCGGAAACCUGUAGAGCAUUCCCGAAGCCCUUCAGAGCGACGAACGAGGCGAAGGCAGCUGUUGCGUGCGUUUGCCUCUCACGAGGGUAUGUUGUUUCGAAUUUUGGCAGCCCUGCCCCGACCAUUCUCGAAGAGCAGCCGGUUGCCGAAGAGGCCCGUUGUAUGGUUGUUGUUGUUGUUAUCGGUGCGAGCUACCCAUCCCAUCUUCUCGUCGACUUGACUGUGCUGACCUGUGCGGACCGGCGCGGCCAUGGUCGUGGAGCAGACGAACACGGAGUCGGCGGCCCAGCAGGACUCCAAGGGCCUGGAGGACCCCGAGGCCAAGCGCGCCAAGAAGGCGGCCAAGCGUGAGCGGCAGCGACUCAAGAAGCAGCAGCAGAAGGAACGACAGGAUGCCGCCGAGUUCCUGCUGCCCGACCCGUUCGCGGAGGUGCCGAAGAAGGCCCGGCGCCGCAAGAUCGUGCCGCUGUCGUCCUUCAUGCCCGGCAUCACCCGGCGCCAGCUCCUGGAGGACCAGUUGCCGAGCCAGACGGCGCGGCGACGCCGCGGCUUCGGCGGCGCCUACGUCGAGUACAACGGGAUGCUCGAGCAGGUGAAGCGGCUGCAGUGCCCCUUGGUGUGGCGGCUCAAGCCCCUCACCGACACGGUCAACGGGCUGUACUCCAUCCUGGACAGCACGCCGUACUGCGGCUCGCCGUGGCAGACGGCUGUGGAGCUGAUCCAGGUGGCCUGCAACUUCGCCGAGAAGUCGAUGGUCUGGAAGAGUCGCGAGCUGCUGGAGGACGUGUACGCCAUGAUCCUGGACAAGCGCGUCAACACCAAGAAGAGCGUGUUCCGGAAGUACCUGGCGGGGCUCAAGCACGUCCUGGACUCGAUGUGGCUGCUGGUGCGCACGGACGCGGACGCCAAGGCCAAACGCCCGCUGCCCGACGGCACCCUGGCCGACGACGUGCAGCUGUUCGAGGAGCUCGACGACCAGCAGCGCGCCUGCGUGCACGCCAUCAAGGCCGUCAUGGCCCAGGUGGACGUGGAGGAAGCCGACCAGGCCCUGAAGCUGGACCCCGGCGAGGCCCAGUGGCACUACGUCAAGUGGCUGUGCCUGCGUGCCGCCCGCGCGCGCGAGAUGGACGUGGACCCCGAGGACCUGGAGGAGUCCACGGCCGAGGAGACGGCCGCGCUGCGCAAGGCUCACGAGUUGCGCCCCACGCCGCAGACCGUCGUGGCCACGGCGAGGGCCUGCCUCGACAGCCCCGAGAAGGACGUCGAGCAGUGUGCCAAGCUCUUGGGUGAUGCUGUAGGAUUGUACCCACAUAGUGCGUAUGUGCAUUUCCACUGUGGCCAUCUGUAUCAACGUCUGGGCAGAGGCAAGAGGAAUGCUGAAGGCAAGAGGAAUGCUGAAGGCAAGACGGAUGCUGAAGGCAAGACGGAUGCUAAAGACAAGAGGGAUGCUGAACGCAAAAGAGACGCUCACAAGGUUAUGCUUAGUUUUAAGACGGCUAUUCACUUAUCGCAAGGUCUGUGGAUGAAAGCCUGCCAUGACUGGGGCCUGUAUUGUCUUGACAAUGGGAGGACAAAUGAAGGUAUUUACCACCUGGAAAAGGCGCGAGAGGCAGGAGUAUUGGGUCAUUUUGUUUAGUACAGUGAUACUGACUCUGCAUUGUGAUAUAAGUAAUGUAAGUUAGGUUUUACUGGACUUUGUACCAUCAGAUGGUAGAUGGGAUUCCUUGACAAUUUCCCCAAAGUUAUUUUUUAAUGCGAGAUAAUCAACAGUAGUUGGUUCACCAUUGAUUUAAUAGUGGGUUAAACUUGAUUAUGUGCAAUAGGCUAGUUAUUUGUUUAGUUUGUUUGACAUGGUUUGUAUUCGGACCUAGAUACAUUCCAUCCGUUCCUAAUUUCAUUGGCCUAAGUGUUGAUAUUUUAGUCUCGUAUUCCUUGCAGGUAUUGCAUGGUAAGACUUCUUAAUUUGUGAUAUGUUUUGUACGACAAUAAAAUAAGACUUUUUAAAAGAAAAA